Molecule: messenger RNA, 531 nt
Organism: Gigantopelta aegis
Lineage: Eukaryota; Metazoa; Mollusca; Gastropoda; Neomphalida; Peltospiridae
Product: cathepsin L2-like
Exons: 4
Biological process (GO): immune response
Cellular component (GO): lysosome
Molecular function (GO): cysteine-type endopeptidase activity
Source: RefSeq, a predicted model, not a curated record
AUGUUUGCAGUAGCAGUAUUCCUUGGUCUCGUGGCCGCAUCCUCGGCCAGGCCCCAGUUUGUAGAGAUGUUUAACAUGGCUUCAGCCAUGAGGUCCCAGGAGGAAACCAUGACCCAGGUGAGGAUGUUCCAGAACAAGAGUGCCAAGACAUCCUACUUCCCGUACCACGACACCUGGAAACAGUUCAAGAUUGAAUAUGGAAAAUCGUAUGAGAGUCCCGAGAUUGAACAAGGUCGUAAAGCUAUCUUCAUGGAAAAUGUUAAAAUAAUUGAACUGCAUAACAUCAAGUUCAACAACCGAGAAAAGAGCUACUUCUUGGACAUCAACCAGUUUGCUGAUAUGACCAAUGAUGAAUUCCGGGCUUUCAAUGGAUUUGGAAAAACAAUGGCACCUAAAGCACACCGAGCGUGUUCCAGUUUUCUAGGAUUUUCUGGGAUCAAACUGCCAAGCACGGUUGACUGGAGAAAGCGUGGAUACGUGACCCCGGUAAAGAACCAGAAACAAUGUGGAUCAUGUUGGGCAUUCAGUACG